CUCACUUGUGUUUUCCUCAAGCACUGCGGACAGAAAAAGCUGUGCGCGGAGCUUUAUGAGACACGGCACAAGGAGGAUGCUGACUGCCGAGGUUCGGGAAACGACCGCCACUCUCCCGGUCCCUCGGGGCUGAUUUUCGGUCAAAUACAUUUAAUGGGCGUUUGUAACGCCGUCUCCGGUGAUUUCCGUGGAUACCUGCUUGGAUAUUGUGUAAGGCGCCAGGAUGAAGAGGAUGAACCCGCGCUGGAAGUCGCCAUCCAUGUGGCCGUCUGGAGUGGGCAGCAGGCAGCCCUGUCCCCGUGAAUCGGCUCUGCGCAGAGCAGCCAUCAGUGGCAACGUCCUUGCGCUCCCACCGUUCCACGUCCCCACGGGCAGGAGCGUCCGGGUCUUCAUCUGCUCAAACCCUGACGACACAGAAGCGGAGAGAAAUGCUCUAAAAGAACAUGUCUAUCCCAAACUACGAGACUUCUGCAGGGAGAACUAUGGCAUUGAGUUCCAGGUGGUGGACCUGUACUGGGGGAUUGAUCCAGAGGAGUGGGACAGUCCAGAGCUGCAGAGACUACGGAUGAAACUUCUGGAAGAAUGUCUGAAGACUUCAGCCGGUCCAUGCUUUGUUGGGCUCAUUGGAGAGAAGUACGGCAGCAUCCGGGUCCCAGGGGAGGUGGAGUCAGCUGAGUUUGAGAUGAUCUUGGAUGCGGCGGUGGAGGCGGGACUAGACACACGGAUCCUGGAGGAGUGGUAUUGCCGGGAUGAGAACUCAGUCCCACCUGCCUACUACCUAAAACCCAAAGCUGAGAUGCUAAAGAACUACCAGAACUCCAUGGAGUCAAGCAGCGUAGCAAAGUCAAAGAACGACAAGGCAUGGAGGGCAGUCUCAGAGGAAAUCAAGAGAAUCUUCCGAACCUCUGUUUUACAGCUGCAGGAGAAGGGAACCAUGAAGAGCGGUCAAGACAAGAAAUUUCUCUGCUCGGCAUUAGAGGAUGAACUGGAUUUUGCAUUGGGCAAGCAAACCCCAGCCUUUCUGAAGAAAUGCGUAUGUUACAUACGGAAAAUCUCCAACUUUGACCGUUUUGCUAAGCUCCCCGAAAUGGCACGUUACAUGGACAUCGUGGUGAGUGCUGACCGCGUCAUGAGAAACCAGGAAGCCUACGAACGUCUACUAAAGGUUCGAGAUGAGUUCAUUCCAAUGAUAGUGGCAGCAUCCAAUCUUCGAGUCUACUCGUCGGUCACUCACUGUGACAUGAAAUUUGGCUACUCACAAGAAGUCGAGAGCCACUAUGUCGAGGGCCUGUGUAAACAGUUUUAUGAAGACAUGGUGGACAUCAUUCAGGCCACUGUCCAACAGAACUUUGACACAGAGACAGAUACUCUUUACGACGAGAUUGUACAGCAUCUGUCACUGUGCAAGACCUUUUCAUCUUUUUAUGUAUAUAAGAGUGAAGCCUUGGACAUCAUCCAGGAAUACCUGUACCCCAAUAAAGGUGGACGGAUAACUCCGCUGGUGGUUUAUGGAGGACCCUGCACUGGAAAGACCUUGUUACUUGCUGAGGUUGCAAAACAGGCCUAUUCGUGGCUCCAGAAAGAGAUGGGACCAGAAACAGACCCAGUGGUCAUUGUCAGAUUCAUUGGCUCCACUGACUUCUCCACUGACCUCCGCACCCUGCUACAGAGCAUCUGUGAACAGAUCGCUAUCAACUACCGGUGCCUGAUCCAUUUCUUGCCAAACAAGAUUCAGGAGAUGAGGGAACUGCUGGUUAAUUUACUAGGGGAGUCAUCAUUCCACCGACCUCUAGUCAUCAUUCUGGAUGCCUUGGAGCAGUUGUCUGAUGGUGAUGAGGCUCGAAAGCUAUGGUGGCUGCCUGUCCACCUGCCACGUACGGUCCGCAUUGUAGUGUCCACCCUGCCCAACAAGCAUGGGAUACUGCAGAAACUACGCUGCCUGAUACAUGACGAAGACAGUUAUGUUGAACUAAUGCAAAGAGAUCGCAAAGCUUGCAGUCAGACGCUUAAACAGCAGCUACUGAGUGUCAAAAGGAAGGUGACCUCUGGUCAACAGAUAUAUGUGAAUGAGGCAAUGGCAAAGUGCACACUGCCCAUGUUUGUCAACCUCAUCUACCGAGAGGUAGUUCACUGGCGAUCACACAAGGACGUGGAUGACAAAUCAUUGUGUUCUACAGUGCACGAAAGCAUUGAGCAGCUUUUCUACUCCAUCGAGAAAAAGCUUGGUUCACGCUUUGUCUUUCGGGCACUGGGCUACAUCACUAUGGCACGGGCAGGGCUGACAGAGUUGGAGCUGGAAGACAUCUUGUCUUUGGAUAACAGUGUCCUUGGGGACAUCAUGGUGAGCUCUAAUCUUAAAAAUCCACUGCGUAUUUCUUACGAUUUCAUAGCCCGACUAAAGGAGGAGCUUGAAGGUUACCUUGUGGAGCGUCAAGUCCGUAAUGUCACACUAAUGGUUUGGGCGAAUCGCCAUCUGCAUCUCAUAGCGCAAAAGCUAUACCUCAGCAAUGAAGAAGAUGUACAUCAAAUGCAUAGUCUUUUGGCUGAGUACUUCCUUGGGGCGUGGGCAAGUGGUAGAAAGAAGAUAUUCCACUGCGACAAUAACCACUUUGCCUCACUGAAUAUCUCCCAACAUCAAAACCCUCACCACCAGCAGAGCCUUCAUGGCCAUGACAAAGCUUCUGCUGACAAGCACUCAUAUGACAGGCAGACACCUGAACAACCCUGGGUGUUCCAGUGUAACUUGCUGGAACCAGACAUCUUUUUUGUCAACCACAGAAAAAUGACAGAGCUAACAUUCCACUUGACAAGAAGUGGCCGCACAGAUGAUCUCAUGUAUGGUGUCAUAAUGAACUUCAGUUGGCUCUACACAAUGAUAAAGAUAGGGCAGUUUGACAAGGCCUUGACGGACAUUGACCUAGCUUACAGUUGCACACAAGAAAAGGAGCUGAAGUUUCUUGCAAAUACGCUUCGUAGUAUAAAGCUCAAAGUGACCAAGAACCCUGCGUCACUCUCUGCUGAGCUACAACAAAGACUCCUUCCUGUAGUCACAUCACUUCCUAAGCUCAGACACCUUCUUCUUGAGUGUGACAAGGAUGGUCCAAAAUACUGCUCCAUCGUGCCACUGCACUCUUCUAUGGAUGUCACAUACAGUCCUGAAAGAUUACCACUUAGUUCAAGCUACAUGCAAAUAGUGGAGAUUCUACCUACCUUAGCACCAAACAUAGUUAUUGUUGCACUUGAAGACGGUUCUGUCAGCACAUGGGAUGUUGAGAGUAGACAGCUGCUCAGACAAAUAGACACAGCAAGGUCAGUUGUUCUUGGUAUCCGCCUAACCACAGAUGAGAAGUAUCUAGUAGUGGCCACUACAAAAAAUACACUGCUUAUUUAUGAUAAUCACAAGUCCUGCUUGUUGUCCGAGGUGGACGUUAAAGGAUCCAAGCACUGUGGUAUCACUGGUGGAGUUGCAUUUAUCAAUGGAUUCACCUUGUCCAGCCAUCAUGCCUUGGCCUGGCUGGAGGCAAGCAAAGACAUCAAUGUGAUCGAUUUACUUUACGGCUGGCCGUUGUAUCAGUUCCAUUGCUGGUAUGAGGUAACCUGUGUUCAGUGCUCCCCAGACGGAAUGUAUGCUUUCUGUGGACAAUAUCUUAACACUACCACCAUUUUCCAUCUUGGUAGCGGGGACAAGCUUUCCACAAUGACUUCGGAAUUCUCUGGUGGCUUUGUUAAGUCCAUUCUGAUUCUAGACACAAUCCAUCAAAUGGUUAUGAUUGACAAUGAAGGCAGUCUCUCUGUGUGGAACACCAAAGACAUCACAAACCCGAAGCUAAUGGAGGAUUACGACUGCAGAGGAGAUGAGAGCGAGGUGGUAAGCAUAGAGCUCUCUGAGGAUCAGCGAUCCAUCCUCAUUUGCAAAGCGAGUAGCAUUGAGGUGCUGGACACCAAGAUUUGGAAGAUGGCAGAGAAGUUCAAGGCCAAGCGUAGUGAGAAGUUUGUAGCAGCCGUUCUCUCGAAGAAUAGUCAAAGUAUCAUAGCCUCAAUGGAGAACACUUCCUCCAUAUUUGUGUGGAGGAGGGACAGUGGACAGUGCAUGGCCAGCUUGAUAGAGAUAUCUGGAGCCAUUGUGAAGCUGAUCAAAUCAACACAUCAUAACUUGCUUCUGUCAGUGGCCAGCAGUGGUGUGCUUUCUGUGUGGGACAUUGACAUCAUAACUGCUAUGUCGAACAUAGAUAAAACAGGGAAACCAAUCCAAAGCCUGCAGCUCUCAGGCAGGGAGGACUUUGUGUACACUAUGGAUGGAUCAGAGGUCAUCCACAAGUGGAACUAUAGCACAGGUUUCAUUGAGAUGGUCUUCAAGCAUGAAGGGCUCGUGGAGAACUGGGUUCUGACAACAUCAGGUGACCUCAUGGUGACAUCUGACGAUAAAAACAGUCAGUACAUAUGGCACACAACCACUGGUGAGAAUACAUUACGUAUCAAUGGCCAAAGGAUUUCACAGCUUCUCAUCACACACAAUGACCAAUUUGUAGUGUCCCUCUGCGAACAGAAUGCCUCUCGCGUUUGGAGGCUUGCGACGGGUCACAAGGUGUGUAACAUUCUGGUAACCCUCCAACAUGCUCUCAUUACCACAGCAAACACAUUCCUUGUUGGCACCAACAAGAACAAAUUAUUGGCCGUUAGCUUGUGGUCGGGCAGCGUAUCUAAAAAGUUCAUCUGUGAUGAUGGGAUCACAAUCGUUAACUUCAAGUUAAUCCCUGACAGUCCAGAUUAUGUGGUCUUUAUCACCUCCACAGAGACAGUUUUCAUCUGGAGUGUCGCUGAUGAGUCUGUGUGUAGGCGAGUGCAGCUGCCCAGCAACUUUUUGAAGAACCUGGAGGAUUUCCAAAUAUCACCAAAUGGGAAAUUGGGGAUCGUGUCAAAGGGUGACGAGAACAUCAAUGUCCUAGACCUCCACAGUGGUAAACUGCGACUGGUCCAUGCUGCUGGCAUCAUAUGGCGGCAAAAGCUCUCACGGGACGGACGCUACUUAGUCUACAUCUGUUUCCAAAAUUGUGAUGAGGAUGAUGAGGCAGGUGUUGUUUCAAGUCUGAUUGUCAUGAGAUUGGCAGAUGGUAAAAGCAUUGGCACCUGUUCCCUCUACAAAACGCCAACUUAUUUGUGCCUAUCACAGCGAGCACUUAACAUCAUUGUGGGUUUUGAGGAUGGCAGCAUUGGUACCUACACAGUAGUAGACCGUGUUGAUGCAGCUCUUAAAAUCAAGAUUGCCACCUCAAACAGCCGCCAAAUCGUUAACAAUGCUUCACAGAAAGUACGACCCAAGUGUAGCACCAAUGCCUUCAAGACCAUUGCUGACUGUGUGUGGAGAGAAUCCACUGAGGUCUUCUCUCGGGAUAGUCCUAUCAAUGUGUCUGACAGUGGAGAGCCAGAAACCAUGACGCCCACAAAGAAAACUGAACUGCUGCAAUAACAGUGCUCUCUUUUGGACAUUAAGGGCAUGGCGGAUCAAGGUAAGGUUUGGCUAGAAGUGAUUAUUGUUUACAGCAACUUUGAUUCAGCUGCACAGAUCAGUCCUCUAGGUAACACACAGCAAAAGGCUAAUUGCUCUUAAGCUGCACUUAAGCUGCAAUCACCUUGUUUUCUCUUAUCCCCAUCAUCAACUUACUCUUAAAGUGAUAGUUCACUCAAAAAUGAAACAAACAAAAAUACGUAUGACUUUCUUCCAUGGAACACAAAAAGGAGAUGUUUGGAAGGACUUUAGUCUUAGUCUAAGUGAAUGGUGACUGAGACUAAAAUUCUGCCUAACAUCUUUGUGUUCCAAGGAAGAAAGUACUCACAUGUGGGUGAGUAAAUGGUGAGAAAAUGCAUUUAUGGGUAAACUGUCCCUUUAAAUGUGUAAGCUGAAUUCAGUAUCAUUUCAAGGAACAAAUUCAUUCAAAUAUAAAUGUUAUUCAUUGCAAAAGCCAGUCCAGUGGGCUUUACAAUAUGUUCCUCCUUAAUAUGUGUAUGUAUGCCAAUGUGGCCAUAAAGUUAAGAUUUUCUGUGAGUUUUUGUCAAAUCAAGCCAUAAUGUCACUUUAUACAGAAGCAUAGAGACAUGUAAUAUAUUUGUAGCCAUAUAAGAGUUGCUGCCAUAUCUGCUUUUUCUAAAUGCUCAUUUGUGUCUAUUUCUUAAUGUCCUCUGGUAGUGUACUUAAAAGGAAACCUAUGUACAUAUGUGUACAUAUGUACUUUGGCUGCUGCAGUUUGUGCAACUACUUAAAAUGUUAUGUUGUGCUAAAUGCAAUCAAAGUGAGUGCCUGGAUUUUAACGUUUUUUUUCUUACAGAAACUGAUGAAGACUAAUUUGCAGGGAAUUUCUAAACAAAAAUACCUUGAUACAAAUAUUCAUCAUUAUGAUAAACAUGAUCAGCAUACAAUGAAUAAUUUGGUUUAUUUGGAAAUAAUUGUUCACAAUUACAUCAAAAAGAGGAUUAUUGAAAAGUGUUUUAUAUAUAUAUAUUCGGGUAUGCAGAGUAUAAUCUGGAGUCAUAAAGAGCUUUUCAGUAAAUUCUAUCUGUGGCAUUUGCUCUAAAUGCCAAACAUAUGAGAGCCAGUAUUAAAUCCAUCCUCAUAUCUAAUGCCACUUAUUAUUGUCACUCUAGCUCUCUGAUCAAUCAUUUAUAUCAUUUACACAAAUACAGUACUGUGCAUAAGUUUUAGGAAAAAUGUUGUAUAGUGAGGAUGUUUUCAAAAAUUACAAAAUGAAUCAUCUUUAUUUAUCAGUUAACUUCAUACAAAGUGCAGUAAUACAAAAAAACUAAAUCAAUAUUUGGUGUGAUGACGCUAUGCCUUUAAAACAGCACCAGUUUUCCUAGGUACACUUGCGCGCAAUUUUUAAAGGUUGUUGACAGAUAGGUUGUUCCAAGCAUCUUGGAGAACUUGCCACAGUUCUAUGUAUUUAGGCUGUCGCAAUUGCUUCUGUCUCUUCAUGUAAUCCCAGACUGACACAAUGAUGUUAAGAUCCGGGCUCUGUGGGGGCCAUACCAUCUGUUGCAGGACUCCUUGUUCUACUUCUAUUCAAUUCUGUUUGCAAACGGAAUGUUUGGAAAUCUUAAAUAUUUCCUAUUGAAACAUUAAAGCAGAUGAUGUAUAAUAAUCAUCCUAAAACAAAUGUUUUUGUGAAACAUCGAAUGUGCCUUAGACUUUUGCACAGUACUAUAUAAUACAGUAUAUUUGGCCAUAGCAGUAAGUCGUUAAAUUAAACUGUUAUUUUAUUACCUGAGUGAAAGAAUUCGAAAUUGAUACUGUCUGAUACUGAGAAUGUCAUCUUCUGACUCCACUAAAUCCAAGAGAUUAAGACUAUGUAUGCAUUACUUUAAAGAACGUGUAAUUUAUUGUAUCAAAAUAAUGAUGGUACAGCAGUACCAAGCAACAAAUGUUGAGGAAAGAUUCAAGAUCUAAACCACUACUGAUGAUUUACGUGUAGCAUCUCGCCUGGAGUAUCUACGCCUUAAACAGUUGGGUCAUCUUAUCUUAUAGAAACAUGUAUUUGAAAUUGUUAGAUCAUGUUCUUUGUGAGGUAAAGAUUGAAUGUGUGCUAGAAAAAUAUUAUACUUUGUAUUGUCAUGUUAUAGAUGACUUAGAUAUAUUUACGAAUAGACUAUUUGUUAUCAUAAACAAGGUUGAUUUAUGAAUGGCUUAUACAGUAUAUUCUCAAAAAUGGUUGCCAAGGUAGUGUUGGGUGGUUGCACUUUAUUUUAAACGGGUUGUUCACCAAGGUUGACUUUGAAUAGGGGUGUCACAAAUGCUAACUAAACGAUUUUUGCCUUCAGUUAUGGGUAUUUUUGGCAUAUUGCAAAAGAAAGUAGUUUCAACAAAAUGAUCAGGCAUGUCCCAUUCAGACUAUUUUCUCCAUAACUAAAGGGCUAUUCCAUCAAAUUGUAUGUUUACCUCUGGAAAUACUGAAACAAAGGCCCAUUUACAACCUGUAGCAGUAUUUAGGGGUGAUAUUCUUCUCCCCUAAAGUGUUUUAAACCCAUAGAUAUCAUAUAUUUGCCAAAGUUUUAUUUAUUUUGCUCUUUAGGUUUGUUUUAUUUUUAGAACGUUACAUGGUGUUCCUUGUUACUUUUUCUGGAAUUUUCUGGCUUUAUUGUGUUUUUCAACUAUGAAAAAGAAAAUGCAUUAUCUUUGCUAAGAUAUCGAGGAAGUCCAUCUCUAUUAUAUUGGAAUGCCAGUUCUAGAGUAUAUUUGAAUGUGUCGAUAUGAGAGCAACUGAACAGUAUAUUAUAUGUUAUGUAACUUGAAUGACUUUUAAAAACAUACAUGUUUGCAAAACAUAGUUCACAUACUGGUAUUGAAUGUCUUUAUUGUAUUAUUUGUAUUGUCAAGAUUUAAAUCCCUGUUUAGAGAUUGAUAUAUUUUCAUAAAUGUUGUACUUACAUUUUGUUACAAAGUUAAGUAUUCUGAAAAAUAAAAUAAAAAUAAAAAUAACAGAAAAUGUGUCUGAAAGAUAUUUGACAGUGUGUAUGCAUUGUUUGUAUGGAACAUUUUAAUCUAAUAAAAUGGUUU
Messenger RNA from Myxocyprinus asiaticus (Chinese sucker), 8545 nucleotides. Its product is annotated as NACHT and WD repeat domain-containing protein 2-like. The transcript is spliced from 8 exons. The record is from RefSeq and is a predicted model, not a curated record. Gene Ontology annotation, molecular function: protein binding. The coding region runs from base 224 to 5467 and encodes 1747 amino acids. Lineage: Eukaryota; Metazoa; Chordata; Actinopteri; Cypriniformes; Catostomidae.